Molecule: messenger RNA, 1291 nt
Organism: Lonchura striata (white-rumped munia)
Lineage: Eukaryota; Metazoa; Chordata; Aves; Passeriformes; Estrildidae
Gene: KCNJ15
Product: potassium inwardly rectifying channel subfamily J member 15
Biological process (GO): regulation of monoatomic ion transmembrane transport; potassium ion import across plasma membrane
Cellular component (GO): plasma membrane
Molecular function (GO): inward rectifier potassium channel activity
Source: RefSeq, a predicted model, not a curated record
CAUGCAAGAGGAGCAUUUUUGUGUGUGUGCAGGCUGGCCCCGGCUCCCUGCUAAUGUGCUCCCUGGAAGCAGUGGCAAUGUGCUGCUUCGAUCCCUGGCUGCUGGAAUUACCUUGAUGGCAAGGUAUUCAUGCUUGCUGCUUUGGACUGAAGCAGUGAGGAUGGAGCCCACGAAGAUCAACAUGUCCCGCGUGCCCUUGGUCAACGGCGGCAUCGACAGCGCCAUGCUCAAGGCGCACAAACCCCGCGUCAUGUCCAAGAGCGGCCACAGCAACGUCAGGAUAGACAAAGUGGAUGGCAUCUACCUGCUCUACCUGCAGGACCUGUGGACCACAGUCAUAGACAUGAAGUGGAGGUACAAACUCACCCUGUUUGCUGCUACUUUUGUCAUGACCUGGUUCCUCUUUGGGGUGAUCUACUACGCCAUCGCCUUCCUUCACGGCGACUUGGAGAUGAACAAGUUCUCCCCAAAGCGGGAGCCGUGCGUGAAGAAUGUGGAUUCCCUGACUGGGGCGUUCCUCUUCUCCCUGGAGUCCCAGACAACCAUUGGCUAUGGAUUUCGUUUCAUCACCGAGGAGUGUCCCCAUGCCAUUUUCUUGCUUGUGGCCCAGCUGGUCAUCACCACCCUGAUUGAGAUCUUCAUCACAGGUACCUUCCUGGCCAAGAUCGCCAGGCCGAAAAAAAGGGCAGAGACGAUUAAAUUCAGCCACUGUGCUGUCAUCACCAAACACAACGGGGAGCUUUGCCUGGUGAUCAGAGUGGCAAACAUGAGGAAGAGCCUCCUGAUACAGUGUCAACUCUCUGGGAAACUUCUUCAGACCUACGAAACCAAAGAAGGGGAGAGGAUUCUGCUGAACCAAGCCAGUGUCAAAUUCAACGUUGACUCCUCUUCGGAGAGUCCAUUUCUUAUUUUGCCUUUAACCUUCUACCACAUUUUGGAUGAAAGCAGCCCUCUGAGAGACCUCACACCUCAAAACCUCAAGGAGAAGGACUUUGAGCUCGUGGUGCUCCUGAAUGCCACGGUGGAGUCCACUAGUGCUGUCUGCCAGAGCAGGACUUCCUACGUCCCCGAGGAGAUCCACUGGGGCUAUGAGUUCGUGCCUGUGGUUUCCCUCUCUCCAAAUGGAAAGUAUGUGGCGGAUUUCAGUCAGUUUGAGAAGAUCAGGAGAAGCACAGAUUCUACUUUUUACAGUAUGGACUCUGAAAAGCAAAAGCUGGAGGAGAAAUACAGGCAGGAGGACCAAAGAGAGAGGGAACUGAGAACGAUGUUGUUACAGCAGAGUAAUGUUUGA